Molecule: messenger RNA, 1119 nt
Organism: Eimeria acervulina
Lineage: Eukaryota; Apicomplexa; Conoidasida; Eucoccidiorida; Eimeriidae
Exons: 2
Coding region: 1-1119 (372 amino acids)
Molecular function (GO): ice binding
Source: RefSeq, a predicted model, not a curated record
AUGCGAGCCUAUCCCGCACCACAAGAAGCAGCAGCAGCAGCAGCAGCAGCAGUAACUGCAGCAACAGCAGCAGCAAGAGCAACAACAACAGCAGCAGGAGCAGCAGCAGCAGGAGCAGCAGCAGCAACAGCAGCAGCUCAGUCGAGCGAAGAUUCGUGUCUUGCCUUUGCAUUAGUGUUUGCUGAUGGGCUUACAGUAGCAGCAUAUUCAGAUAUGCUGCUGCUGCUACACCCUGAGCGCUUCUGCUGCUCUGUUCUUCAGCAGCAGCAGCAGCAGCAGCAGCAGCAGCAGCAGGCGGGCAGCCCCACGGGUCCCCUCUGGCUUCUUUUGCGGCUGAGACAGGCAGCAGCAAUCCGUAUGUCCUUUUCAUUGAGGCCCCUCCUCGAUGAAAAUUUGCUGCUGCUGCAGCAGCCAGCAGUCACCAGCAGCAGCAGCAGCAGCAGCAGCAGCAGCAUCUUGCGGCAGCAGCAGCAACAGCAGCAGCAGCAGGAGCAGCAUAGCUACACCUUACAAAGAUGUAACCCUAAGCCACCGCUUUGGCCUGCUGCUUCCGUUUUGCUGCAGCUGCUGCUGCCGCUGCAGCAAGCAGCUGAAAUCGUGCUGCAGCGGCAGCGCAGCAGAAGCAGCAGCAGCAGCAGCAGCAGCAUGUUGCGGCAGCAGCAGCAACAGCAGCUGACGAAGGCAUUGAGUCUAGUCGCAACAGCAAAGGCCCUGCUGCAGCAGCUGCAGCCUCCACUUUAUGUAGACAACCAAACAGGUGCGCUGAUAAUGAUCAGCAGCAACAGCAGCAGCAGCAGCAGCAGCAGCAGCACCGACGAUGCUGACGCCUGGGGGUAUGGCCUCUUGGGAAGCAGAUCUUCAGGACUACAGCAGCAGCAGCAGCAGCAGCAACAGCAGCAGCAGCAGCAGCAGCAGCAAUGGAGUGGAGAGUAUUCAUUUCGUCUUUGCUGCAGCGGCAUUCUUUGUUUGCUUCAGUGGCCAGCAGCAGCUGCGGAGCAGCGAGCUGUCACCGCAUCGCGUCUGAAGCAGCAGCAGCAGCAGCAGCAGCAGCAGCAGCAGCAGCAGCAGCAGCACAACAACAGCAGCAGCAGCAGCAGCUUCCAACAGCAGAUCUAUUGA